CUUGCCAUAGUCUGUCAAUUGAAAAUAAGGCGAGUGUCCUCUUGUUCUCAGUAUAAAGGUCAGUAGUAGCUGUUGGUCUCUCUAACAGCAGGAAUCAUGAAGAGAACUGUGGUGCUGAAACUCCUGUGUGGGCUCCUGCUGGCCUUCACAACUGCCCUUCCAAACUCGGACGACUGGGACAUCUACAGUUUCCACAUCAACUCCACCGUCGCCAGCCGUUACGCCACCACCACCAUCAACAGUCGAGUGGUCAACCGCGUGGACGAGGCCAAGGAAAUUGAAUUCCAUGUCCAGAUUCCAAAGAACGCCUUCAUCAGUAACUUCAGGAUGUUCAUCGACGGACAAGCGUAUGACGGCGAAGUGAAAGCUAAAGAGGAAGCUCAGAAGCAGUACACAGAGGCCGUGUCCAGAGGUCAAAGUGCUGGAAUUGUCAGUUCAGUGGGAAGAACCAUGGAGGAAUUCAAGACUUCAGUGACUGUAGGCGCCUUGAAAAAAGUCACAUUUGAGCUCACGUACGAGGAGCUGCUCACACGUCGACUCGGCAAGUACGAGCUCCAGAUCCAUGCUCGGCCCAUGCAGCCUGUGAAAGACUUCAAGGUGGACGUCCACAUUCGUGAGCAAGCUGGCAUCAAUUUUGUUGACGUCAAAGGAGGCCUGAACACAAACGCGCUGGCCAAUGCUGUCACCAAGACACACGCUGGCCAAGAGGCGUGGGUUCAUUUCUACCCAACAGAAGACCAACAGAAGACGUGUGACGGUUGUGGUGAACAGGGGCUGAACGGAGACCUGGUCGUCGUGUACGACGUCAACAGGGAAAACACACUGGGUGAUAUUGAGACGUCACCGGAUUAUUUCGUCCACCACUUUGCUCCGGCUGGUCUUCCCCGCAUCUCAAAGAACGUCGUCUUUCUCAUUGACCAAAGCGGCUCCAUGCAUGGCCGGAAAAUGGAGCAGACACGACUAGCACUGAUCCACAUCCUGGGCGACCUGGCACAAGACGACUUCUUUGGUUUAAUCACAUUCGACGGGGAAAUCUCUCAUUGGAAGAGAGAACUGCUUCAGGCGACGAGUGAAAAUGUUGAAAGUGCCAAGAGUUUUGCUCGUAACAUUGAGGAUCAAGGAGCCACAAAUAUCAACGGUGCCGUGCUGGCGGGGGCUCGCUUACUCAAUGAUCACCCGAGGGAAGGCUCAGCAUCUCUCCUCAUUCUUCUCACCGAUGGAGACCCGACUGCAGGGGUCAUAAAUCUUGAGGUCAUACAGUCAAAUGUGCGGAAAGCGAUUGCUGGCAAGUUCCCUCUUUACUGUCUCGGUUUUGGAUCUGAUGUGAACUUUGACUUCCUGGAGAAGAUGUCGCUGCAGAAUAAAGGUGUCGCUCGACGCAUUUACGAAGCUUCUGAUGCUGACUCACAGCUGAAGGGUUUCUACGAAGAGGUGGCCACUCCUCUGCUCACAGACGUCACCAUGGUCUACAUCGGGGGCACCAACGUGACCCAAACUACCUUCAGUCACUACUACAAUGGCUCAGAGAUUGUUGUAGCAGGUCAAAUCACAGGCAAUGGAAGCUUCACUCCUUAUGUGGAGGCCAUUUCGGUUAACUUGCCGAUCAAAUUUGGAGAGAUCAGCAACACAAUCCACACCAGUGAUGACAGCUCUGACAGCAGACUCCAGAGGGUUUGGGCCUACCUCACUGUCAAGCAGUUGCUGGAGAAAGAACUGCUGUUGUCCGGAGCAGAGAAGGAGGAGCUGAAAGAGCAAAUCUUGGAACUUUCCCUAAAGCACAAGUUUGUGACCCCACUCACAUCCAUGGUGGUCACUAAGCCACCGGGGGAGGACGCGGAUGUGCUCAACAAACCCAGAGAGGGCAAGACUGCCAGAAAAACAACCAGAGUAAUAAGCUCUGGGCUGGGAAUCAGUCCACGCACAGGUUACGGAUUUAUAUCACAACCACUAGGAGAGGCAAAACUUUUUCAACGUAGCCGCUACGGUAUUCUUCUAGUUGCUCCUGUGUUGGAUUGGCGACAACACCACCGCCUCCGCCAAGGUGGAGUCCGUGUUGCUGCGACCAAGCGGCCUCCACUCACCACCACCACUCCUGAUCCACUCACUCACAGGUUUUUGCUGAGAGCAGAGAAUCAGUCUCUUCCACUCUGUUUUGACGUCAGUGGGUCCUUCCACCUCAAACUUCUUCACCAUCACAGCGCCAAUCUCUUUGUGGAUGGCGAACUUGACAAGGUGAAAUUGGGUGGAUUUACACGGAUCGUUGUCCACCUCAGAACAGACCACUACAUUGACAUUGACUUCAAUGGCAUGUCUGUGAGAGAAGACCAUACGGUGACACCCAAAACAGAGGACCACUUCACAACUGGAAGGGCAACAGUGAUCACCAGAGACAAGGAGAUUGACAUCACAGCCGGUGACACUCGCCUGCUCAUUUAUCGUCACGAGAAAGAUGGAAAGAACUUCCUCUGGCCGGUUUUGAGACAGACACCAUCCGGGGAUGACAUCUUUGGAAUUUUAGUUCACAAGGCUCCAAUUUAUGAAGAAAUAAGCGCCACAUCCAAACUCAAGAUCGGACAUCAAGAAGUUGAUGUCACCAGAUCUAGUGUGAUGGACUACAGCGUGCCUUCCUCACCCACUGUGGACUGCCUGCUUACAUCACCUGAUAUUGCUCUGCAGAAAUCUCUGGGAGAAUUUAUCAUCUGAACGUGGCUGAAUCGUUUCAAAUAAAAGAUCUGGAGAUAAA
This is a messenger RNA of Synchiropus splendidus (mandarinfish), 2743 nucleotides long. Its product is annotated as inter-alpha-trypsin inhibitor heavy chain H3-like. The record is from RefSeq and is a predicted model, not a curated record. The transcript has 21 exons. Lineage: Eukaryota; Metazoa; Chordata; Actinopteri; Syngnathiformes; Callionymidae. Bases 97 to 2703 code for a protein of 868 amino acids.